AUGGCGUGUCAACCUAAACGCUCCGAAACCGUCGUAAUCCACGAGUUUCUGGCCUUUGUUCAACAAAAAUUGGACGUCAUGGACCAGGUGUCUCUGGAGCAGACACUGAUGACAAGUUUCACCGAGGACGAGAUCAUCCAAGCGACGAAGGUGUUAGCAGAUUCAGCCGUGACCCAAAUCCGUCUUAUCACACGUCACAGGGAUGGACGCGUUGACUCACUUAAGGAAAAGUGGAAAAACGUGAAGGAUCACUAUCAAAAAGAACUCAGGAAGAUACCUCAACCACGUUCAGGAGAUCCUGGUACUGAGUUUAAAUCGACAUGGUAA
Parnassius mnemosyne (clouded apollo) is the source of this 327-nucleotide messenger RNA. The record is from the annotation of a GenBank genome assembly. NCBI's taxonomy places the organism in Eukaryota, Metazoa, Arthropoda, Insecta, Lepidoptera, Papilionidae.